UUCUUUUGUACGCACAUGUCCAGCUAUCUCCGUCAUUGAAAACGCACCCCUCUCUUUCUCUCUUUGACCCAACCCAAACCCGUUGGGAUUUCCAUUUAUUUUAUUUACUAGUAGCAUCCACUAUAUAUUUUCACUAUCUACACAACCACAGACAUAUAAUAAUAUUCUCUGAAUAUCUCAGUCAGUUUCUUUUUCUCACGUUUCUCUCGUCUUUUUGAGGGGAAGAUUGAAGAAAGCGUAUUGGGAACAUAGGAAAUGGCAGAGGAGGGAGCCAGUGAGGUUGCCGGUCCUGUUCGUCGGGUUCUUCUCAUCUCCGCUGGUGCCAGUCACUCUGUUGCUCUUCUCUCUGGAAACAUUGUUUGUUCUUGGGGACGAGGAGAGGAUGGACAGUUAGGCCAUGGGGAUGCUGAAGAUCGACUUUUGCCUAUUCAAUUGAGUGCAUUGGAUGACCAUGAAAUAGUAUCUGUUACUUCUGGAGCUGAUCAUACGAUUGCAUAUUCUCAGUCACGUCUUGAAGUGUAUAGUUGGGGAUGGGGUGACUUUGGGCGGUUGGGCCAUGGCAACUCUAGUGACUUGUUCACUCCUCAGCCAAUCAAAGCAUUAAAUGGUCUAAGAAUAAAGCAAAUUGCUUGUGGGGACAGCCAUUGCUUGGCAGUGACUAUGGAAGGCGAGGUGCAGAGUUGGGGACGGAACCAAAAUGGUCAACUUGGUCUAGGCACCACAGAGGACUCUCUUGUCCCGCAGAAAAUUCAAGCAUUUCAGGGAGUCUCUAUCAAAAUGGUUGCUGCUGGCGCUGAACAUACUGCAGCUGUUGCAGAAGAUGGGGAGCUAUAUGGAUGGGGCUGGGGCCGUUAUGGAAACUUGGGCUUAGGUGACAGAAAUGAUCGCUUGGUUCCUGAGAAUGUUUCUGCUGUUAAUGGUGAGAAGAUGGUUAUGGUAGCUUGUGGAUGGCGACAUACAAUAUCUGUUUCGUCUUCUGGUGCAUUAUACACUUAUGGAUGGAGCAAAUAUGGUCAACUAGGACAUGGGGAUUUUGAAGAUCACCUUGUUCCCCACAAGCUAGAGGCCUUGUGUGACAAUCAUAUCUCUCAGAUAUCAGGUGGUUGGAGGCAUACUAUGGCACUUACAUCUGAUGGAAAACUUUACGGCUGGGGUUGGAAUAAGUUUGGACAGGUUGGCGUUGGCGACAAUGUUGAUCAUUGCUCUCCUGUACAAGUUAAAUUUCCUCAUGAGCAGAAAGCAAUUCAAAUCUCUUGCGGAUGGAGGCACACACUUGCUGUUUCUGAAAGACAAAAUGUAUUUUCUUGGGGAAGAGGUACCAAUGGACAGCUUGGGCAUGGGGAGACAGUUGACUGGAACAUUCCGAAGAUCAUAGAGGCUUUGAGUGUUGAUGGAUCUAGUGGGCAACAGAUAGAAUCCUCCAAAUUUGAUCCAUCAUCAGGCAAAACCUGGGUCUCACCAUCAGAGCGAUAUGCAGUUGUUCCUGGUGAAAAUCUCCAAGGGCAAACUUCAGUUCCAGUCCGGGGUAAUGGGAGUGAUGCAAGUGUCCCUGAAAGUGACGUCAAACGGGUACGAGUUUAAUAUUCUAGAUAUCCAUGGCACGGUAGAUUUGCUGGUCUUGCUGGCUUCUGAACCACCAAGCAUCAUUUGUUGAAACAAGCAGCGCCAUAAGUGAGUGAGAUGUUGAUGCCCUCAUCAUCCACAACUGUAAAUUCUUAUAGUUUCUCGGUGUUAUGUUGUUCUAUGCAUGGAGUCGAAUAAAGCUAACACUACUCAUUUUGUUACAAGUUUUUGUUUGAAUGCUAGUGCUAGUGUUGUUUUGUUUCCAUGGCUAUGGAAAAAGCAUUCAAUAAUGCUCUGUAACAGCUUCUCUUGGGAUU
Molecule: messenger RNA, 1880 nt
Organism: Corylus avellana
Lineage: Eukaryota; Viridiplantae; Streptophyta; Magnoliopsida; Fagales; Betulaceae
Gene: UVR8
Product: Regulator of chromosome condensation (RCC1) family protein
Source: RefSeq, a predicted model, not a curated record